AUGGAACAAGUGGUUGUUUCUGUCUGUGGUAAGCAUCGAGAUCAUGUUCAUUAUUGUCAAAGCAAACUCACAAAUCUUUUAAAAGAUAUGAUUGGUGGGAAAUGCAAAACAUUAAUGAUUGCCAAUAUUUGGCCAGAAUUAUCAAACUUGGAGGAAACCAUAUCAACCUUCAAAUUUGCUACAAGAAUGAUAAAAGUGCAUAACAAGGCUAUUAUUAAUGUAAACCAGGAUCCAGAAGUUCUAUUAAGAAAGUAUGAAAGAGAUAAUGGAUUCCAAAAGUGAGUUAAAUCAGACUUAUAUUCCUUCACCUCCUGGAAAGCUUUUAGACCUUUCAAAGAAAUCCCUAGCAGGAAGCAUUGAUGAAAUCGAUGAUUUUCCAUCUAUUUGCUACUACAGGGAUUUGAUGCAUCAGAUGAAGCUUGUCUACAGGAAGCUAGAGUAUCCUCAAGCAGACAUGGAGACAAAUCUAGAGACAGUUUUGAUGGAGGAGAUGAUGAUACAAUGGCUCCUGCUGAAUUAAAAAGACGUAAAACCUUGAUCGAAGAAGAGGGUGUUGGAGAAGAAAAAAAGAUACUUCAGAAUUCGGAAUGAUGGAUGAUGGAUGAUGGAGAAAAUUCUCUAAAAGAUAAAGAAGAAUCGAAAUAAGAUAACUAGGAAGAAGAAUCUGAGGCUAGGGUUCCUUCAAGGAAAAGAUCCAAAAGAAAGGGAUUUAAAUCUAAGAAAGAUGCCUUUAAAGAAUAUAGAAAAGAUGAAGGAAAGCAAUUAGAAGAAGAUAUCAAAUAAAAGAUCAGAGCUUAAAGAGAAGAAAGAAGAAAUAUAAAAACUCAAAGAAAACUUGAUGGGAAGAAGAUGUUAUUGAUGAAGAAGAAUAUAACAUCCUGAUGCAAUUAAACGAACAUAAGAAAUUAUACAGAGAGAAUUUCGAUAAAUAUAAAUCCCUUAAAGGAUAUACAUUCUUCAUUCAAAACAAUAUUGGCUAACUAAAUGAGCAGUUAAUAUUUAAGGUCGAGGCCUAGUACG
Molecule: messenger RNA, 1020 nt
Organism: Moneuplotes crassus
Lineage: Eukaryota; Ciliophora; Spirotrichea; Euplotida; Euplotidae
Source: the annotation of a GenBank genome assembly